AUGAUUAUUAUAUCCAUUAUUAUUCGUCAUUUUUAUUUACAAAAGAAUCGACCUGUUGAAACUUUAAUUGGACUAAAGCGCAUGACAUCAGUUGACGCAGAAUCAAUUUUUAAUAUGCUAACUUCGGUGUUACAACAAUUUUCUAAAGACUGGUCUACAGUCUUAGCUGUUUGUUUCGAUGGAGCUAGUACAAUGUCUGGUAGCAUAUCUAGAGUGCAGGCAAGAUGUAAACAAGAAAAUAAUAAUAUAUUUUAUAUCCUUUGUUAUGCUCAUUGUUUAAAUUUAGCAUUGAUUGAUAGCAUUUGUGAAAAAUCUAAUACUAAAUCAGGCUUAAAAAAUAGUUCUCUUAUUUUUAACUUCCUUGGAACAGUUCAGUUUGUUUAUACUUUUUUAGAAAACAGUCCUAUUAGGCAUGCUGUAUUGGAAAACAUAGCAAAAGAGUCUGGCCAGCGGUUUUUAACUUUAAAAUCACUUUCAACUACCCGGUGGGCAUGCAGGGCUGAAGCUGUUUCUUCUAUUAAAAAAAAUUAUAAUAUUAUAUUGUCAGCUCUACAUAACAUUUGUGAUGACUGUACUAUACCAGAAAUUCAAGAAAAAGGUGGUCUUUUUAAACAGUUGCAAACAUUUGAAUUUAUUUUUAGUUUAUGCAUGAUGGAACCUAUUUUGCAAAUGAUCUUAAUAGCAAGCAAGUCGUUACAGUCUUCAAAUUUGGAUUUAUUAACUGCUGUUCAACUGAUCAACUCAUUGAAAAAAUCUCUGAUUUCAAUGAGGUAUAGUGAACAGUAUGAUGAAACGUUUAAUAAAUGCCUGAAAAUAUGUAAGGAACAUGAUAUAGAAAUUCCAGAAGUCAGAAAUAGAAAAGUAUCCACAAAAGUAGACUCCAUAAAAAAUCAACACAUGUUUGUGUCAAAGUCGGAAGAACUAAAAGUAACUGUUUAUUACAAAACCUUAGAUAUAUUGAUAAAUGGAUUACAUUCAAGGUUCACUCAGGAAAGUCUUGAUAUGAUAAAUGCUGUAGGCAAUAAUAUGAUAAGUUUAGAAAUACAUCAAACCAAUCUCUAUGAAGUACUACAAACAAUAUUCUUAAUCUCUCAUGAAGGACUUGUUGCUGAAUUAAGGAUUUUAAAAAGCGUUCCAAAUGGCUCAUCAACAAAAGCCGUUUACGAUUGGCUAGACUUUUUAAAAGAAAAUCAAAGACAAAAUGUAUUUCCAAAUUUUAAAAAGGUUUUAAUACAUUUUGCCACUAUACCUGUCACGAGCUGUAGCUGUGAGAGGGUAUUUUCUAAAUUACCUAUUGUAAAAUCAAAACUUCGAAGUACAAUGUUGCAAGAAAGACUGGAAUCUUUUUUAUUAUUGUUUGUUGAACAAGAAAAAUUAAUGAACGUUCAGAUUGAAGAAGUGAUUGAUGAAUUCAAAUCUAUGAAUAAUGAAAGGGAGCGCAGAUUAGUAUUAUAA
This is a messenger RNA of Macrosiphum euphorbiae (potato aphid), 1455 nucleotides long. The record is from the annotation of a GenBank genome assembly. NCBI's taxonomy places the organism in Eukaryota, Metazoa, Arthropoda, Insecta, Hemiptera, Aphididae.